This is a messenger RNA of Naegleria lovaniensis, 1968 nucleotides long. RefSeq lists its product as uncharacterized. NCBI's taxonomy places the organism in Eukaryota, Heterolobosea, Eutetramitea, Acrasida, Naegleriidae. Gene Ontology annotation, molecular function: calcium ion binding. The coding region runs from base 1 to 1968 and encodes 655 amino acids. The record is from RefSeq and is a predicted model, not a curated record. The transcript has a single exon.
AUGAGCAGGAGCGCAAGUAGUUUUAUUCGUAAAGAGCUCGGCCAUAACCAAUCGGGCUCUACUCUUCAAAGUGUUGAUUCCAACUAUGAAAGAGUUUCAUCACCAAUUUUACAGUAUGAUGAUGGAGGAGCGAGGAAAUUUCAGCGACCUCAAUCAACCAGUGGUAUUAGGAACCGCUCUAGAAUUGAGGCUCCACUACCCCCGCCAUCUAUGGAGGAGUUACGAGCAGCCUCUCCUAUUGCAAAUAGAUCUUCAUCAUCCCAUCUUGCUCAUAGAUCGUCUUCACCCAUUCAAUACCGAGCACCAUCACCAUUAAACAGAAAUGACUCCUCAAAACAAACAAGAGAUAACUUCAAUGAAUCAACAAAUUCAACAAGCAACAGAGUAGAAAGGUAUCAAGCACCAAAAAGGCCUUCUAGCGUUGCAGCUAGCAGUAGAAGCUCAUCACCCAAUACAAUAGACAAGAAACUGAAUCCGAUCAGCAACAGAAUUGAUUUUGACAGCCCACAAGCAAUAAGGGAAUAUUCUCAUACUUCCUUUGAUGCUCCAAGAUACCCGAAGAGGCCUUCCUCGGUGGCGGGAUACUCAAAGAAGAAUUCGUCUGGCACCAGCCAGGCAAACGAGUCAGAAAAUUUCCAUAACACUACCUAUAACACUCAUUAUGUUGUCAACACCAAUCCAAAUCGAUCUACAUCACCAACAAAUUUCUCUAAUUUUUCUUCUAACAGCAACAAGAGCUCUAUUAAUCGAGAGUUGAUCAAUAGUUACUUUGCCAAACAUAAUUCAUCGAACCAAAGCCACGCUGAAAACGAGAAACAUGUACCCGUUCAUUUAAGAAAUGUAGACUUUACCCAAACAAACGAUGUGUUAGAGGUUGUGAAAAACAAAAUUCAUAGCCUUUCCCCAAAUUUAUCAGAAGCAUUCAGGAGAAUUAAACAAGCAACUGGAUACACUGGUAACAAGGUUCGUGCAGAAGAUUUUAAACGAGCCCUUGUAAAGGAUUUUCACUUGCUGGACGACAUUUCAGAGGAAACUCCAAAUUUUAAAGCAGUUAAACACUUUCAAACUGAGCAAAUCAAAAAGCUAGACGAAUUCAUCAAAAUGGCAGACCCUAAAGGUGAGGGGUCGUUCGGAUAUUCUGACUUUAUUCGUGCAAUGGAAGAGCUAGACAGAAAAUUGGGCACCAACUCUACAACUGCUCAACGAGAGUCCCGAUACUGUGGCUCAAUGACGGACGACGCAUUGAAAAGAAGAAGAGAAAAAACUGAGCUUUAUAUUGAGAAAAUGAUGGAUCCUAAAAAAGACAGGGCACCGUAUGGUGUAGCUGACGACCUUGUUAAAAACACGGAUACCUCCAAAUCAGUGUAUUUUACUAGAAUGGAAUCAUUACGGAACACCUUUGGCGUUGAAAAUGAUAAAAUUCCAAUACCUUUAUUCAGGGAUGCCUUAAAACGAUUUGACAGAUAUAUUUUGGAUGUGGAUGUGGAUCAAAUACUGGAAAACAUGGGAGCUAAAAAGAAAGGAUAUAUUUCCCUAAAUGAGUUUAUGAAUCACUACGGUUUCGAGACAAUUAAAAGCAAGUCGUUUAGGAGCUCUUACGAGAACGUUAAAGGGAUCCAAUGGCCCCAAACCUUGGAGUACAAUCCAACAAAAGAAGAGAUCAUGAACAGUAUGAGAGAAAAGAAAAACAACAAGAAAGUUAGAGGAAGGAUAAACAAUACUAGGACGAACAUUUUAAGAGGUGAGGAAAUACGAAGAAACACUCCUUCUUCGUUGUCUGGUAGAAUCUCAGUUUCAAGUGACAGGUCUUCCUCAUCAAUGGGACGUAGUGUUUUAAGCGAGAACAGUGGAAGAUCCACAUCUCCUGUUAGUUUUUUGAAAACGCCUGAUUACCUCACUACUCCAGGCGGUGCUAGGUCUAUUCGUUUAUCAGAUACUUCAUCACGUGCAGAUUCAACACUCAUGUAA